Messenger RNA from Rhododendron vialii, 1334 nucleotides. RefSeq names its product protein TIC 21, chloroplastic-like. The coding region runs from base 80 to 994 and encodes 304 amino acids. The transcript has 4 exons. NCBI's taxonomy places the organism in Eukaryota, Viridiplantae, Streptophyta, Magnoliopsida, Ericales, Ericaceae. The record is from RefSeq and is a predicted model, not a curated record.
UCUCGAUUCUAAUCUAAAAUUUGUACACAUCCGCAGCUAUUCUCCCGGUCUUGGCUUGGCCGUCAAAACCUCACUAGUUAUGCAAGCUCAACCGUCGCCGGCAAGUCGGCCCGGCGGCGCACCACCAUCUCCGCAGCUGCCAAUGGCGGCGAAGCCCUUACCACUGUACCUCCGAGUCUCCCCUCGACCAACUCCCUCCUCCAAGCACAGCCCCACUAGACUCCCUUCUCUCUACUUAUCCCCUUCUUCGUCUCCACCUAUAUCUCCGUCUAAUUAUGCUAGGGUUCCCAAGAGAACAACAGCUCUCUCCUCUUCACCCAUUUCUACGGCUUUCACUUCCCCAAAUGACGAUCCCCAAAAGGCCAAACUCGCUCAGGUUGCAAAGAGGUUAGAGAGUACUUCAAGGUACUUCAAGAGGUUGGGUAGUUUAGGGUUUUGGGGACAGCUGGUGUGCACUGUCGUGACUGCUGUGAUCCUUUCAUUUUCUGUUGUCCUUAAGGGAAAGAUCACUUCGCCUGCUACAUUUUAUGCUACUGCUGGUGGAAUCGCAGCAGCCUUCGUUUCUGUGUUUUGGUCAUUUGGUUUCAUCCGUCUGUCUGACAAGCUCCGAAGAACUGCUAAUGAGCCUUCAAAGACACUAGAUUCAGCAUUUUCAGGCUCCUCCUCGAGCAGAUGUCCUGAAAAGCUUGAAAAAGAGCAUAGUAUUGAACCUUCUUGGCAUGGGUGCUGCUGUCCUGGGUAUGCAAGCCACUGUAGGAUUGCUGGUUGCAAAAGCUUUAACUUCUUCAGUCAAUCCUUUUUACCAGGGCAUCCCACCUGGCUACAGCCCUGUUCUUGCAUUGGAUGUUUUCUUGGUGCAGGCAUCAGCAAACAUUAUCCUUUCUCAUUUCUUGGGACUUGUUUGCUCGUUGGGGCUAUUAAGGUCGGUGACUUUACCACCGUCAGAAAGCAUUCCAGUUCCGAGGAUCACAUAGCCAUGCUCAAGUUCAACUAGAUAUGAACACUAGUUUGGGAAUUUAUGGAGAAAACUCCACUCCAGCCAUAUAGUCAAAAAGAUAGUGGUUCAUAUUUUUGCACAAGAGUGUGACGAACUUGAAGCUACGCAUCUUUGUUCUCUGAUUUUUACGACCUCAUUUUCCUUGUUCAGUUCUAUACAAAUUUCAAGUGGGCGGCUCAAUCCUUUAGUGGAAUUAUUGUACCCAUAAGCGGACACAAUGGUGACCAAAUUAUAUUGUUCAUUUCCAGGGGCAAAAUAAGAAUUGAGGAUUACAUUUUUACUUGUGCUGGUUUUUUGACAAGCUUGUACUCAUAAUGAGAUGCAUUGUGGUGGUCCA